Molecule: messenger RNA, 4048 nt
Organism: Vitrella brassicaformis
Lineage: Eukaryota; Vitrellaceae
Source: the annotation of a GenBank genome assembly
UCGACGCUUGAAACGCUUGUUGUGGAAAGAGAGGAUGCAACAAUACGGCUGGAAGAGGCUGCAGCGCGAGGGAGGAUUUGAAAUGGCAGCCCGAGCGGGGCACACUUUGACUGCAGUAGGGGGGGGUUACUUCCUCCUCUUCGGAGGAAUGACCGAGGACGAGACAACCAAUGAGACAUUUCUGCUCCGCGUCACUGGAAGUGAGCCAGCCAGCCAGCACACGAGAAGCUCGGAUGAUCCGGUGACAAUUUCUUUGUGCAUUCGGCAGACAAAUAUGCAUGGGGGCUGGUGCACAUCGACGACAAACCCUGCCCGAGAGGAUUCCACACUGCAAACACAUUCGUGUCUGGCGGGAGAGAGAAGAUCUUCUUUUUCGGCGGCUCGUGGGUUACGAAAGGCGGGACGAGGGAGAUGUUCAACGACGGGCACAUCUUCGACCUGACAGGUGUGGAGAUACACAACAGGCACACGCACAUCGAAUGCACAUCUCCCUCCCCCCUCCCCGCGCUACUCCCCCUUCCAGCUCAAACCCUCAAAUUUGAGCAGAUCGUAUGGAACUACGGUGGGAGUCAUCGACUUGCGAAACAAAGACUGACUUUCCGCUCUCCUGCAGAUCAGAGAGUGCCGGAGCCAAGAUGCAAGCAUACUGUCACACUCUGGUGCCCCUCCGACGCCUCAGCUGCGAAGCUCGUACUGUUUGGGGGUAGGCAGAGUUUCUCACGAAAGAGCCCCUUAUGCGUAUGUCUGACUGUGGACGCCUUAGGCAUGAAGUCAAUAAGUGAUGUGUGCAACGAAGAUGUGUUCAUGCUGGUGAAGGACAAGAGGCGAUGUCUUUUUGCAAAUGAAAUGCAAUGUCUUCAUGGCGUGACAGGACACAUCAAACUUUAUGUGGGAGAGACUAUCGUGCACUGGACGCCCCCCCAGCGCCCCUUUGCUCGAGUAAAGAACACACACACGCCUUCAGAGUCAUGCAAUGACAGGCGCAUCUUGCCUUUGGUGCCAUUCAGGGGAACACAUUUGGCGAUCAUCCACAAAGACACCUUCUUUGUCUACCACUGUACGUCCCAAGCACGCCUUGUCAUCAUCGUUUAUCACCGUCUGUUCAUGCUGGCAGCGGAUCGGACCGCCGACCUUUGUCGCAUGUUUGCUCUCAGUCUGCCACAGAGAACCUGGCAAGACUACUGCACAGUGCACAAGCAAGAUCAAUCUCUUAUCGUCUUGCUGUGGCUGUGUGUCUUGCAGGGCUGCGGUUGACGUCAGCUGGGGGGCAUCAUUGCCGCGAAGCAAUAUGUCUUUCAGCGUGAUUCCAAGCGCCAAGGGCCCAGUCAUCUUGGCAUUCGGAGGAGCGACAAGUAAAAGGGCAAAUACACACAGGGGAAACCCAUCUCAACUCCAUUCGCACUUCUCACUGUCUGUGAUUCAGCCCAAGGGAUCUCAACUAGUGUUCGAAUACUCGAAUUGCGUAACCAAAUUGAGUGCAGCCACGCGCCCACACCUUUUUCGAAUGUCAGCAACUAUCUGUUGUACGACAGACGAGGACCUGCUGAAAUGGCAGUAUACCUGGCAGGCAAGCAAGGACGCGCCACGCCGAUUGUAUGCUGGCCAUGCUGUCUUCCGAGAGCAAGAGAGAUUGGUUACAUACGGGGGCUGGUCAGCGUUUAUGGGAGAGGAAUGAGUGGUCUACCAUCUUGAACCAUAUGUCUCUGUCCUCUUUCAGCGGCGCUGAGGGGUUUGAGGAGGAAGUGUGGAUGUUUUGCCCAUCCCAGCACCCACUGCCAUCAACCCUCUGGCAGAGAAAAACCGCCUUUGAUGAGUACUACACGGAGCUGAGAGACCUACAGGUACGGAUAACUGGGCAGCCGAGGGCUUCCAUUUGGCCCCGUCUUCCUUUCUGCAGGCAGAGUUGACGUUGGCUGACUUCUUCAUGCAUAAAACACCGCCCGCCAGAGCAAGAUUAGAGCUGAGUAGGUAUCAGUCUCUCGUGGAUAAGUACGACAAGAGACUAGAGGUAUGAGAUCGCAGACGGAGAGACACACGCGCGCGAGGCCAAAUAUGUCUGCGUUGUCUUGCAGGAAUUGGCGUUCCUAUCGCGAGAGAGCUUGUACCAGGAGAUCGUAGAGUCGGGUCAAAGCAAGCUGCAGAUGGUACAUCCAAUCAUCCAUCUGCUACUCAGUCAGCUCACACAUGUCCCCUGUAUGUGUGCGUGACGAGCAGAUGCGCAGCGACCUGGAAGAGUUGACAAAGUUCUGGGAGCUGAUUGAGAUAGCAAACGAGCACUACCAGCAGUUUCUGACACAACGAUACGGUGCGCCAUUCCUAUUUCCUCAAGUGACGCCUCACGGGUGUGAAUGUGUGCAUGUGUGUCUGCAUCUUGCAGAUCGUCAAGUUGCUGCGAGGAUGUACAAUUUUACGAGGCAGAUGCAAGACAGUUUGGAGGCUUUGCGCAUGGAUUAUUGGAAUCCGCUUGUCCAUGACUUGGAAGAAAACGAGAAUUGGCUGUUUGUUUCUACAUUGAUGCACAAGAUGAACUGGUCCGAAUGGCGGUAUUUUCACAUGCAAAUGCCGACGAGCCAGCUGGUGGAACCAAUGAUGUCCGUACGAGAAAUCUUCAACAUGAAGCUGUGGCAGUGGAAAUACUCAGUAAGUCACAUAUUCAGCACUGACUUUGACUUUGUAUCUCAUGACUGUCUCAUAUAUGUCGUGCACAGAGAGCUAUCAGGCGGGCAAGUCUCGAUAUGAAGCGAUCGGGCCACGUCCCACUCAUCCGAGGCCCACAAUACCGAGCGGUAGAGACUCGAGGGCAAUGCAACGUGUCUGGUGUAUCGACACAUGAUGUCUCCUCACUUUUAGCAGCGCUACUUCACAGUGGCACACGUACAGCCGUCCAUACACGAUACGGUGCUCCUAGUAGGAGACGAGCGGGCUGCCCAUAAUUGAGAACUCUUGUCACAUUACAAGGCAAGAGAGAAAUCGAAAGAUAUUGCACGAUGUGUCUCUGUCGCCACAUCACCUCUGGUUCUUAUCACAGGUCUUAACAAUAAUAGACUGCACUAACAAACGGGUCGAGAACGCCUUCAAGCACGUCGCCGGUCUGAAGUACAUUGAUGUGGCUGGCGAAAGCGACGAGAAGGUAGGGUUGAGCACGACUUCCAGCGCAUGUGUGCAUUAGCUUGUGGUGUCAUUCAGCCAAUCAUUGAAGAAGCUCUUAUGGAUCAGAUAAUGCAUGAGAUCCAAAGAGCGGAGUCGGGUGGCUUGCGUGUUCUCAUUCAUGGAGAGCAGGGCUCGUACAGACACUGGCGCCUUACGUGUGGGGUGAUGAUGAGACGGUAGGCUCUCGCGAAUUUGUCAAUGCAGGUAAGAUACACGCUUUCUCGUCCCUUCGUGUAUCGAUCUCACUCAGUUAUGGCUGGAGCUUGGACCGGACACUGCAGUUCUUCGAGAAGGUCCCCCACGUGCAAAAGUUCGUAGAGAAAAGGAAAGACGAGCUAGAGGCAUACGAAAUGACGCUAAGUAAGAAAGGAAAGGAGGAGAGACACGGUAUCGCACCGUUGGUCUCUCUUUCUUCCCUCGGUCAGGCGCCAUAUCGCAUCCUGUACACGCAGAGACAUACGGUGUCAUGGCCAACGAUCCGGCGACUGGUACACGUAUCCAUAAAGUAUUCAUGAGUAUGUCAGACGCAUUCUCUUGCCUUUUGGUCUUUACAGCAUUCGGCCAGGAGAAUGUCCGCAAGGACGCGCAACGGCCGCACACGAGCCGUCCUGCCGGUAGAUGAUGCGCACUUACGCUUGCGUGCGUGUUCUUGACGUGUUCUGUUGUCCUGUGCCUUUCCCGGCAUGCAGCGAUACCAAGAUACAUGCAAAAAACAAAAUCCCAGAUGAUGCGCGAAAAGGAUGGUGAGCAGAGGCGAGAAGAGAUGCGACGGAGGAGAUCGAAGCCUGAUGCGAAGGAUGCAAAAGGCAAAAAGCGCAAGCUGCCAUUCAGAUGACGCUAUCCACGAGAAUGGAUACAGACAGAUUAUCUUCGUGUGUUGCUCAAACACUUACCUCUG